Messenger RNA from Closterium sp. NIES-65, 570 nucleotides. NCBI's taxonomy places the organism in Eukaryota, Viridiplantae, Streptophyta, Zygnematophyceae, Desmidiales, Closteriaceae. The record is from the annotation of a GenBank genome assembly.
AUGCAGAAUCUGGACGUUACCGAUGGCGGUGCCAUCUCCCUCACGCUAGACCGCGUUGGAGGGGCGGGAUUUGAGUCGCGACGGGCCUUUAGCUUCGGGACUUUCAGCGUGGACGCGAAGAUGCCGCGAGGGUACUCUGCUGGAGUGUGCGCCACCUUCUUUCUGCAAUCAGGCGACUAUGAUCAUCGCAACGAGUGGGACUUUGAGUUCCUGGGGUCGCCCAACAACUCACGAGGCAUGACGCUGCAGACCAAUGUGUUCAUGAACGGCCAGGGCGACCAGGAGGUGCUCACUGCCUUUGCCUUCGACCCUGCUGCUGCCUUCCACACGUACACCAUUCAGUGGGGCCCGCAGCGGACCGUUUGGCUGGUGGACGGAGUGAACAUCCGCACGGUGAGCAACAGCAGCCCGCACUACCCUAAGGACCCCAUGAAGGUCUACUUCAGCAUCUGGGACGCCUCCCCCUGGGCCACUGGGCCCCGCACCGCCCGCAUCCCCGUCAACUAUGACUACGCGCCUUUUACCGUGACGUUCAAGAACUUCAAGUACACCCCGCUGUCUGCAAAUUGA